Molecule: messenger RNA, 1779 nt
Organism: Melampsora larici-populina 98AG31
Lineage: Eukaryota; Fungi; Basidiomycota; Pucciniomycetes; Pucciniales; Melampsoraceae
Exons: 9
Coding region: 1-1779 (592 amino acids)
Source: RefSeq, a predicted model, not a curated record
AUGAAUUCCCCUGUUGUAAAGGCGGAACCUUCAACUCCAAAAGAGGUCUUAGUAUCUCGAAAAAGGCCAUCCACCGGUACCAGCUAUCAACCUGACAAUGAUGGUCAUCAGCACGUAGGGAACCGACCCCGCUUAUCCUCGCCCACUUCGAACUUUCAAGCUCGACUAGAUCGCCUUCAAAAAAAGGUCGAGGAUCUUGCUGACAGCGUCAAGGAAUGUGCUGAGCAAGCAGAAGAGCUCGAAGUCGCUAGAACUGUUCUCGAAGAGAAACUUGUCGACGAUGAGGAGAAAUCGUCCAAAUUAGCUACCAAACAAAUUCAACGGGAGCUACGUAAGGAGAUCAUCCCUAACAUCACCUCUCUGAAUGAACAAAUCGCGACUCUCAAGGGUGAUUUGAGCAACAGGCUGGAUCUUGGUCGUCAGGUCAAGGAGAUUCAGGAACAGCUUCAAAUACUCGAAGGUAGAAUCGCACACGAACAUGCACCCCCGGAGUUGUCCGCAAAGCAGAUGGAAGAAAUUUGUCAGUACAUUAAACAGAAGAUAUCUUCAUUGGCCAAUGAUAAAACCCUGAAUGUCAAGCAAUCCGCCACUCCAGCUGCUGGGAAAGUGUCCUUGGAUAUGGGUAAGGCUUGCGAGAUAAGAGGUGCACUUCAAGAUAUGCACAAGACUUUUGAUGAAAUGAUUCAGCAUGUCUUGCAAUCGGAGGAAGGAGGGCAUGGUACAACCUGUGUUGAAGUGUAUGGGUGUAUGGGUGUCGCUGUGUUUGUUUGCUUGGUUGUGUUCCAUGUUGUCUCACUAUCAAUCCCGGCUCAGUGUAUGUUGAAAUCAUUUGUUAUGCAUGCACUUGAAGACCUUUUUCGAGAUAAUUGCGCCCCGAAAUCUGUGCAAGGAAGUAGUUCAUCGUCUCUUGGUGAUCUUACAUGUGGCUAUCUACUUUUUGUUAUCACUGGAAAGAGUGCGGUUUGGGAUGAUAACUUCGCGAAUGUACCAUUGAAGUGCAACAUGAAGAGAACCCGCUCAUGUCCUCAUAUUCAGGUGGUAAGCAUCCAACAGGCUCCCCAUCGAUCUCAGGGCGUGACAUUGGAUUCCAGGACCGACAUCGACGGAGUGCUAGAAAUUAUGCAGAAACAUGUGAAUACUUUAAGUGACGUGAUUAUUAUGACCCCGGAUGGAACUGGCUACCACGGUGGAGUGCAGAUACCACGAAACCAAUUAACAAUGGUCGAUAAUAAACCCAAUCUCUUAGUCGAUCAAAUGGAACCUAGCAUGAAGCCUAAGUUUGAAAACAUGUCCAUGCGAGAACUCGCGGAAUGGCGGCUUGGAAUCAUGAUUCAAACACCGGAAACUGCUGCUCAAUUCAAUCGUGUCUUUGACUUGAAACGUCAUGAGGAAGGCUACAGCCAUGCCACGUAUCCCGUUCCUUUCGCGAGCGAUAUGUCCAAUGACCUCGAUGAGGCGAUCAUAAGCUUAGAGUACGACAAUACAUUUAUACAACGUUGCCUCCGGUUGGCAGAAGAAGCAGCCGUCCGCGGCGAGACAGUCCUGGCCCCUACUUUAUCCGAGCUGCACGGCGUUCGCUUAACGGAAGCUAUUGAUCCACCAACCUCUUCCGCCGCUGACGAACGGUUCAUAAAUGACGUCAAGCCCCGUAUUGGGGUUUCGCAGACUGGCUGUUUGCAAACAAUCAGUAAGAACUCUAAUCUUUCUGCACAUUUUUUAAAUCGUCACGUAGUCAACGCCUUGGGCUUUGUUUGUAAAAAUAGACUCCGACGAAAAUGA